Molecule: messenger RNA, 4663 nt
Organism: Chroicocephalus ridibundus (black-headed gull)
Lineage: Eukaryota; Metazoa; Chordata; Aves; Charadriiformes; Laridae
Product: rho-related GTP-binding protein RhoG-like
Exons: 5
Coding region: 338-913 (191 amino acids)
Biological process (GO): establishment or maintenance of cell polarity; engulfment of apoptotic cell; regulation of cell shape
Cellular component (GO): cell projection; cytoplasmic vesicle; cytoskeleton
Molecular function (GO): protein kinase binding; GTP binding; GTPase activity
Source: RefSeq, a predicted model, not a curated record
GGCGCCUGCGCGCGGCGGGCACGGGGCGCGUGCGCGCGGCAGGGCACGGCGGGACGCGGCCCGGUCGAGGGGCUGCGGCCGCCCCGGGAGCAGGAGCAGCAGCAGGCGGCGAGGAAUCAGGGAUGCUUUAACUGGAUUUAUCAUUCAUCCUGCAAUGUGCUUAAUGCACCUCUUCACAGAACUUCAUGUCUGAGGUAAAUGGCAGGACAGAAAGCGGUGUGAAAACUUUGAAAGGCACUGAGAAGUCCAAUAUGAUGAAACUGACAUGUAUGCUUUUCUGCCAAAGCUCAAAAGUACCUGCCAGAUCUCAUGUCAGGACUCUGUUUCUGGAUAAAGAAUGCAGACUAUAAAGUGCGUAGUUGUUGGAGAUGGUGCUGUGGGAAAAACUUGUCUUCUCAUCAGCUAUACCACCAACGCUUUCCCAGAAGAGUACAUCCCUACUGUGUUUGACAACUACAGUGCCCAGAUGACUGUUGAUGGCCGGACAGUUAGCCUGAAUCUCUGGGACACUGCAGGCCAGGAGGAGUAUGACCGCCUGCGCACGCUCUCGUAUCCUCAAACCAACGUAUUUGUCAUCUGCUUCUCCAUUGGUAGCCCCUCUUCCUAUGCAAAUGUGAGGCACAAAUGGCAUCCUGAAGUUUCUCACCACUGUCCAAAUGUUCCCAUUCUUUUAGUGGGCACGAAGAGAGACUUGAGAAAUGACCUGGAAACAGUUAAAAAGUUGAAAGAGCAAAGCUUGGCUCCCACUACGCCGCAGCAGGGGACUUCGCUGGCUAAACAAAUUGGAGCAGUCAAAUAUUUGGAGUGCUCGGCAUUGAAUCAGGAGGGUGUUCGGGACGUAUUUGCUGAAGCUGUUCGUGCAGUUCUGUAUCCUGUGACAAAGAAGAACACAAGAAAAUGUGUCUUAUUGUAGUUACCUCGGGUGAUGGAUGUUUGAAGUUGAAUAUUGACUAGAAUCUUGGAGGGCUUUUUAAUGAGUUAAACUGAAGAUUUGCAUCUUGCACUAACAGCUCUAAGCAGAAAUGGUUUAUGCAACGAAUAUUCUUGCAGUCUUAUUGCUUCAGGGAAACAGAAACAGAACAGAUUUUUUUCCAACUGAGAGGUCAAAUAUCUACUUUAUUUCUAAAGUUCCAGUCUCCAGCUUCUCUGGGGAUCACUUGGCUUCUGUCCUAAUUUAGUGUAGGGAAAUAAAAGAAGGGACUUCUUUGAAGCCAGACUUCUUUACUAGAUAGCCAGAUUUGCUGAAAAGCACAAAUUCUGAUAACUUUGCUUUAAGCGUAGCUGCAGCUUUUCCCAUCCCUUAUUUACUGAUUGAAUGGUUUUACAAACAGAAGCCUGGCUGUCCAGUUGUUUUAAUUUGUCAAUUUAAAGCUUGAAAACAAUUUGUUUACAUGCAAAAAUGCCUGAAAUAUUACUGAGAUUCGCCUUACAGUGAACUGUGAUCAUUUAUAUGAAGAGUUAGGAUAAGGCAUGUUUAAUGCAAUGAGCAAGACCCAGGGAACACCUGCAAUGAUUUUAUUAAAAGCAGGAGCUGAUUUCUCCUAAUGAAAGGAACUUAGGAUAAUGACGAAUCACUCAAAUGAGUGAUUUUCUUACUGUUGGAGAGACAGAAGAGUAGUUUAGAUGCAAGUUUUCCAUAAUCUUCUAAACUGAGUUUUUAUUUUGCUCUCCAAAGAGACUUUGCACCCCGAGAGUAAAGUUAACAGUUACCUUCUCGGACUGACUGAGGUAGUUGGGAUGACACUUCUGAAACCGAGAUUUUCAGUGCGAUUCCUCUGAUGAAUCUCAGAGACUUGAUAGCAGCCCAUUUGCUCUUGAGGAAUUCAUGGCUUCGCUUCUUAACGUUAUUGGGGCCACCACCUGAGAUUUUUACGGCAAAUUCCUUUGUUGUUUUUCUGGGAGAACACUGACAGAAAAUUUGGAGGUUCUAGUUACAGGAACCCUGAACUCUUGUUUCUUCCUGGCAACUCACUGAUGGUUUCAGUUAAAUGUGUAAUGGUUAGCGAGUUGCUGGAUAGGUUUACCUGGGCAGUUUUCUCCUCUCUACUAAGUGAUCAGUUACUAUAAACUUUUAAAUGAAGUUCUAUUUACGUACUUUUUAACUUUCUUUAGCGGCUCUAGUGAGUGGCAGCAGGCUUUUAUUUUCAGGUUGUGCACUGUUCUUUUUGUGUGAUUCGGGACCAGCUGAGGAGUGAGCGCAUGAAACCUUCCCUAGACGUAACCUUACAGCUUGGUGGUCUGAAAGCAGCAUGCUUCAAAGAUACUUUGUGUGAAACCAGUGGUGCUGGACUGGGCUUUGUUGUCUGAAGUUGACAGUGCUGUCUUUGUCCCGAUGCAGCCUCAACUGGUAAUGCAGAACUUACUUUCUUGUGAUUCCCACACAUGCAUAACUGUACUGGUGUCUACCCUGGACAGAAAAGAGAGUAGUUUUAGUAAGAUAAUAGAAAAUACAUCAACAGGGUUAUUAGGGAUAUUGUGUUAAUUUGACCUUGCUUUAGGUGAUAUUGUGGGUAGAAACAUUCAUAUUUGUGCCCUAAUUCCCCUCUUUGAAGAGGAUGUGCCUUCCUUCAGCUGGUGUAACUGAUGCUGACACUAACUGCAAUUUUUGUAUAGCUGAGGUAUGCUCAUGCUGGUACUGCUUUAGCAAACUGCAACCUGUAGAUUAUAAACUGCAGUUAGUCCAAAUACUGGUAUAUGUGGCUAGUGAACCAACACCAAGUUCCAAACAUUGCCUGAUUGCAGACAACGCCAAAACACCCGUAUGCGUGAUGUUUGCAGAAGCUUAGAGACUCCGCAUAUUUUUCUUCACCAAGUGCCGUUGCCUGGAGUGUCUUUGCGUCUUUGGCACUCAUAGAAGUACUGUUCCAGAUGUGGCUCCUGCCUCGGUGCCCUGCGCUGGGAGGGUCUAGGAGUAUUUCAGUGAGGUAAACUCUCUACUCGCCAUCUUCUGCCUUUACUUUAGCAGUAGGCCUUUAAUAUGGGCUUGACUUGCAGACAGCUAUUAACUCCGUGCCUUGUAAUUCAAGAUUAUUUUCUGUAGGUAAAUUUCAGUAACUGAGUAAAUAGUUUAUCAUGUUUAAAAUGUAUUUAUUUAAGCCAGUGCACAUGUUUGUUUGUUUUGGGUUUUUUUAAUGUUGGUCAGGCACAAAUCAACUGUCUAGUUACCCUGGUGCAAGCCCAUAAUCUUUGCUUCAUUCAGAGAUGUACUUCAAAAAGUUUGUGAUACAUUUGAACUGCUCUUAAACAGACUUUUAAUUUCAACAACAGGCACCUCUUGUUUUGCUACGUAUAUUUGCAAUUUUGUACUGAAGCUACUACUGUUUUUAAAAGUUUUUACUUUUUUACAUACUGAAAUCUUUUAGUUCUGCAUCUUUUGUGGUUAUUCCCAACUGGAUUACAGUAAUUUUGUGGAGAAGAAAUCCUGUGAGCGAGUAUUAUUGCACACCCCCCACCCAUUUCUGUAGGCUAACAGAGCAGCCAUCCUGGUCUUAACUGGAAGGGAGUAUGGCGAGAUAAAAUUCAACUACUUAAUCAGUUUAUUUGAAUUUAUUACAUUAUGCUAGAACACUUUUAUCCCAAUGUAGAUUACUUAACAAAUGGAUUGCACAACAGUACUGAGGAGAACAACAUGAUAACGAUGAAAAUGAGCAGAAAGUGGACUUUGAACACUGUCAAAAACUUCUGACUGACUUUGGAGUACCUCGUUAAUAGUCAUUUAGGUGCCUUCUAUUUCUGUUGCUUUCUGCGAGGAGCAAAAGUCCUGCCAGCUGGUUUCCUCUGCUUUUCACAGGAAUGAACUUCAGGAGCACAUGGAUCCGACGAGCUUUUCCCUUCAGUGGGCAUUCUCAGUGUGUGAUCUUCCCUCCUUCCCCACCCUACAAUUCUUGGUGCAUUUUAUUGUAAGGAAAUCCAGUGCUUCAGUCUACAAUCCAUUCCCUUCCUCCCACACCUUUGCGUGGGCAGGUAACAAAUACAGACUUCACACAAUCCCAGGGCUGGAUUUUGUCUGGUUUUGGGAGACCAGAAAACCCAGGUUAAGCUGUCUGGGUUUCCCGAACUGUUCCAGAUCCUUCAGUUUGUUACCGAAUAGAAACACAGUGUGUAUGUCUUAAUUCACAAAAGAGACCUCUAUGGAGAGACCGAUUUUAAUCUUUCAGUUUGUGAAUGAUUUCUGGAGUACUUCAAUGGUGGUUCUUCCCCCCCCCCCCCCCCCAAAUAUAAUUGAAGCCAUCUGCAGGGAGCUCAGCAGGAAUUCAGGAAUUCUGUGUCCAAAGGAUGUUACAAGGCGUGCUUAGAUGUGGAAGUGCCUUCUCUGGUUCAUGGCUGUAGCUCUGUCUAUGAAAUGUUAAAUGUGAGGAGCCUGCCCCGUCUCCCAGCGUGGGGGGAGCUGGGGGUCCCGACUCCCGGCUCUUCAGUGUGGUACUGAUACAUACACUGGCAACUUGAUUUUUAUACUAUAAAAGAAUUUGUAUUAUGGCUAAUGGUUUUAAAGGAUUUUUUUUUUUAAAUUAAGUGGAAUUUAAUUGUAAUAAACCUUUCCUCAUCUCUCUGACUCAUAAUAACUCACCCCGCUGUUUGUAACGCGCGCGUUCUAACCUUCGUUCUUUCCUGUGGAAAGUCAGACCCCCUUUUUCUGACCUGCAAUAAACGAGUUUUCGGUGAA